Arctia plantaginis is the source of this 1008-nucleotide messenger RNA. The record is from the annotation of a GenBank genome assembly. NCBI's taxonomy places the organism in Eukaryota, Metazoa, Arthropoda, Insecta, Lepidoptera, Erebidae.
AUGUAUGAAGAUGACAACAUAACUUGUACACCAAAGCGCUGCGUGCUAACUGAAGUUACAAAUUCCACUAAUUAUGUAUCACCAACUGCUAAUCUCAAGUUGCUGACUAAUGUCGCCCUGCAAUACCCAACACCGCCACCAAGUACUGUUCAUCGAAAAGAAAAAUCCCUCCAAAUCCUAUGUGAUAGAUUCCUCAAUCUCUAUCCUCUUCUUGGAGAUGGCCCAGUCGAAAUCCAGCUGGAUAGCACUGCAACCCGGCUAGGUGUGGAGAAACGUCGAAUGUAUGACAUAAUAAACAUACUAGAAGCUAUGCAGUGUGCUGUCCAUAAAAGGAAGAACACAUAUCUUUGGCAUGGAGGAUCUCGGCUAAAUUCAUUUCUGAAGAUGCUUAAGAAGCAAGGAGAACACUUAAAGUUAUCUGAUGCAUUACGAGGAAAGGCACCAAAGCCUCCAACUCCAAAGCAUAAGACUCUAGGUGUACUUGCUCAAAGAUUCCUAAUGUUAUUCUUAGUUGAACCUCCUAAUACUCUUAUAAAUUUGGAGAUGGCUGUGAGAGUACUAAUAGACACAUCUAGUAAGACUAAAACGGUGAUCUCUCCUGAGCAGCAGGAUCGGCAACACAAGUCAAAAGUGAGAAGACUGUAUGAUAUUGCCAAUGUAUUUAUUUCUAUUGGUCUCAUUGAAAAAGUAUCAGGUAAUUUAAUAUUAAAGAAGCCAGUUUUUAAAUAUGUGGGACCACACAAUGUUAAAAAGUGUGACAAGACAGCUCAAAGCACUCCGUCACCAAUAACUCCACUGUCUGCACUGGACAAUCAGCAGCGGAUACCAGCUUGCAGUGUCUUUGCUGGGAGAUCCAAACGGAAACUGGAGUUCACAACUCCAACUUCCACCAAAGAACUGAAGCUUGGUAUCACAACCCCACCUCACACACCGUCACAUAAGUGGGAUGAAAUCUUGCUUGUUGCUGACAUGGAACUGACUAGAAUUAACAAUGGAGUUGUCUUGUGA